GGGGCGCUGAGACGGGGGCGGGGCCUCGCGCUCAGACUUAAAGGGCCAGGGCCACCUUGCGUGUGCCGCGGGAGCGCGAAAGGUGGAGAUGAGGGGGACGACCCACCCGAGGCCAUUCUUGGGAUCAUGAAGGCCGCGAGUUAAUUAUUUACUCAUAAUAAAUAAGUUAUAAAUAUAUUGAGACAGUCUGAAGGACGAUUCCCAAAACUGAGCUAAAUUUGAUGGAGGGAGCCAGCCACCUGUGGAGUGGAACCCAAAUCAAGUUGUUCCUUAGGCUCUGACUCUACCCUUAGGUGACCCAUUCCGUGUGGUCUUGCAGUGACAAACUUGGAGCAGAGUGACAGAGCCAGCUGCCUUUGUUAAAGCAUUGUGCUUCAGUUGUCCCUUCUUGUAAAAUGGUGAUAAUGUUGCUUGCUCUAGUUAUCUUUAUAGGGUAAAGAUAAAAUUAAAUCCUGUAUUAUUCUCUACUUAAAGAAGCGCUUUUAGGAAGUUCCCCUGUGGCUCAGCGGGUUAAGGAUCCCAAGCAGGCUGCAACUGCCGGUCAGGUUCGACCCCUGGCCCAGGAACUUCUACAUGCUGCGAUUGUGGCCAAGCGCUUUUAAAAGGGCUGUCACUCUGGGCAGUUCUAGCUUCUUCCUUCUCCCAAUCUCCUUCUCCCCGAAGCAUCCACCAGAGGACGCAGCUUCCCCCAAACUUUCCACUCUGCUUGGCUAGAGAGACUCAGUCCACGUUUUCCUGCUACUCCGGGCCCGCAGUUAAAUCACUGCAGCCCCAGACUAAGCUGUCCGUUACCAUGGGAACGGAAAGCCAUGACGUCACCAUUGUCUGGGAAAGUGGACGGCUGCCCCCCGCGCGUGUCCGAACUACCACGCCGGCGACCACGCGUGAGCACGCAGAAGGCCCAAACCUCCCACCAUACCCCUCAGAACUUUCCCCGAACUCCUCCUUGCCUCUAUCCCCAAGGAAGUCAAGUCAGUCAAAUAACGAGGCUCAGCCUGUCCCAAACCCGCCGGGGCCCCUCAGAUCACACCCGCACGCUAGAAUCCUGCUCCUGGGCCGCGGUUUCCCUCGGACCCCGCCCCGCUCCUCGGGCCCCGCCCCCCGGCAGCGCGGGCGGGAGGCGGGGCCGGGGGCGCGGCCGGGGGCUGCGCAGGGGGCCGGCGCGUAG
This is a messenger RNA of Sus scrofa (pig), 1168 nucleotides long. Lineage: Eukaryota; Metazoa; Chordata; Mammalia; Artiodactyla; Suidae. The record is from RefSeq and is a predicted model, not a curated record.